This is a messenger RNA of Sinocyclocheilus anshuiensis, 7556 nucleotides long. Its product is annotated as matrix-remodeling-associated protein 5-like. The transcript is spliced from 6 exons. Bases 1 to 7539 code for a protein of 2512 amino acids. The record is from RefSeq and is a predicted model, not a curated record. NCBI's taxonomy places the organism in Eukaryota, Metazoa, Chordata, Actinopteri, Cypriniformes, Cyprinidae. Gene Ontology annotation, molecular function: protein binding.
AUGGGCUCUUCUUGGAUGGGCCUGAUGCUGAUGCUGCUGGUCAGUUUUCGUGGCUCCAGCGGGGUUUGUCCGCGGCAGUGCAUCUGCUCUGCUCCCGCAGAAGUGCACUGCACCUUCCGUGCGCUCCUGACCGUUCCCACGGGCAUCUCCAGACAGGUCCAGCGCAUUAACUUUGGGUUUAACACUAUAAAUCACAUCACAGACGUCUCCUUUGCUGGCCUUCGAAAACUAGAGCUGCUCAUGAUGCACGGCAACAACGUGCAGAAAAUACCUGAUGCUGCUUUUCAGGAUCUGGUUUCAUUACAGGUUUUAAAAAUGAGCUACAACAAACUGCGAGUCAUUACCGGUCACACCUUCUCUGGUUUGACGGCUCUUGUUAGACUCCAUCUGGACCACAACCGCAUCGAGUUCAUCCACCCGGAUGCAUUCAGUGGCCUGACCUCACUGCGUCUGCUCCAUCUAGAGGCCAACCAUCUGCAAAAGCUCCAUCCUGCUACAUUUAGUACGUUCUCGCUGCUGCGGCGUUUUUCUGUGUCUACGCUGAAGCAUCUGUAUCUCUCUGAAAACCUCCUCAGCUCGCUGCCCAGAAACAUACUGGAGAGCAUGCCGCAGCUGGAGAACCUCUUCUUAUACGCAAAUCCGUGGAGUUGCGACUGCCGGAUGAGCUGGUUACAGAACUGGAGCGCACGAAAUCCAGGAGUGAUGAAAUGCAAAAAAGACAGAUCGUUUUCCAGCGGUCAGCUCUGUCCACUAUGUGCAUCUCCUAAACACCUUAAAGGACAAGAUAUCUCAGAUGUCAAAGAGUUCGUCUGCUCUGGACCAGCUAUCAGCUCUCCAGGAAAGAACGUCUCACAAGAGGACAACAUGAGUGAGCUUCUGCCCAUCGACAGGAUCAAACCACCGUUUGGAAACGUCUCCCUUGGUUUAUCCGACGAGCAUGGGACUAAAGUUGACUUGAUCUGCCAAAUACUUGAACCAAGAGAAUCCACUAAAAUCAGCUGGAAUUAUACAAAAUCUCUGGAGAUCGCUGCUAAAGUAACUCUCUUCUUUGACCUGGAGUGUCCUGUGGACAGAGACAACUAUGAGAGCUUUUGGAGGCUUCUUGCGUACUAUAGUGAUGUGCCUGUGCAUCUGCGAAGGGAAAUCAUGCUAAGCAGAGAGCCGGAGCUAAGCUACAGAUACAGACAGGACAUCGAAAGGGAUGCCUAUUUUUACACUGGUGUUCGAGCUAAUGUUGUAGCCCGUCCAUCUUGGCUCAUGCAGUCCUUCAUGAACAUCAAAUUAAACAGGCCUUAUUCCUCCUCCAAGAGUGUGAGACUCAUUCUAAACACUCAUUUGACUACCACCACAGAUAAGGAGCCCAUCAAAUCUUGGGUCAUGAUUGAACAUGACAAUAAAACCCAGACGAGCUUCAGUUCUGUUGUGGGUGGUGCGAUUGAAAUGGACUGCCGUGUGCAAAGCUCUGGAAACGCAGCUGUUCACUGGAUGGCGCCAGAUGGGUCAAAGAUUAAAGCUGCGUUCGGCUCGACCGACAAAAGAGUGAGCGUUUCUAGCAGCGGCAAACUUCACAUUAAAUCUGUCGAGCACAGAGACUCUGGAGUUUAUUAUUGCAUUGCUGAGGUUGCAGGAGAUAUUGAUGUUCUGCCUUUCCGUUUUUCCGUUAUGGAGUCCUCAACCCCGCUUCCAGGUGAAGAAUUUGGAAACGCUUUAACAAAGUUUGUUGGCGAGUCUGCAUCUUUGCCCUGUCUUACUACAGCGACUCCAGACGCUGUGGUGAAUUGGAUAUUUCCAGAUGGCAGUGUACUGAAUGCCAAAGCAAAUACAUCCAGGGCUUUAGUCUUUCCCAACGGGACUUUGUUCAUUCCUUAUAGUCAGCUUAACAAUAAUGGAUAUCACAAAUGUGUCGCCAUGAACCAACACGGUGUGGAUGUACUGGCGACUAAACUAACUGUUAUGAGGCGGAAAGGAAUCCAGCCACUGCGACAGUAUCCCAUCAGGCCGCAGUCUGCCGCGGGAGUGUCCACUAAGGUAAAAGCCUAUUUGGAGGAUGUAGAGGAAGCUUCCGGAGAUGAAACUCAAGAGAGAGUUGUACCAAACAGAAGCGUUAUUAAUCGAAGGAAGGGUCCAAAUGCAAGAACGCAAGGGCGUUCUUUUGGCAACAUCCACCAUAGGCGACCCUUUAGAAAGGGCAUGCAUGGACAACCAAACAGAACUGGCUUAACAAACCAAAGAACUGUUAAUACCAAGAACAAUAUAGACCCUCAGAAGUGGGCCGUUCUUUUGGCCAAAAUCCGUGAGAAAACCUCUCCGAAGAACUCAUCAGUUAACAUUGUCCAACAUGGCACUGCAGAGAUGGUGAAUGUAGAUCAUCCGGGGUCGAUUGACAACAUUGAGAGUUCUUCUGGAGUCUCCAGUCCAAAGGAAGAGUCAAACACUUUCAGCACGCCACACCAAACGGAUGUUUACCACAGGCAUGCAAUUACACCUCAUAUCAAGGGACAAAAUAAUAACGUAUACCUAACGGCUCCUCCAGAAUUACAAACUAGCUCAGACGAGGUGCCUUACAUCUCAAAUCCCACAUCUGGACCCCAUUAUGUUAUGACAGAGGUGAAUGUUGUAGAAAGAGGCCAUGUGAGCACCAUAAGUGCCGAAAAUGACCAAGUAUAUUCCGGGUCUGUCAUCAAACCGGAGUCUGAGAAUGAAAAUGAGCUAAAUUUCUCCGGAAAGACCGGCGUCCAGUCACAGAUUGGGGGUUUUGAUUUUGGACAGCCUGACAGCAGUUCAUUUGCUACCAUAUCAAGCCCACGUGCUUCACCAAGUUCAGCGCCGUCCAGAGCAAAAGAUCAUUGGAGCUCCAGGAGAAGAUUUGGAGGUAGGCGACGAAUAAAAUUGAGAAGGCCGUUCUCAAAGCUUCCGACAAGAAGACGGUGGUCAACCUCUACAGCUGCAGGAGUUCAUGUUCCAACUUUGAAAUCAGAUCCGACAAGCCCAGCUGAAGACGCAAUGAUCCAUCCAACUUCUACAACUACUGCUCACAUUUACUCCAGAACCCCAUCUGGAGACACAUUGAUCCAUCCAACUAGUACAACCACUGCUCACAUUUUUUCCACAAAUCAAGCUGGAAGCUCGUCAAUCCAUCCAACUAUCCCAGUAACCGCUCACAUUUACUCCACAACCUUAGCUGAAAGCACGUCGCAAUAUCUGACUACUACUCCCACUUAUCCUACUGCGCUGAGGGUAUUCCCAAAUGCCAUUAAUGAGGAAAACACCAUCUCCCUCCCGGAUGAGAAAACUGGUUCAAAAAUCCACAAAGUAAAGGCAAGCAAUUUCCUCCAAAUCCAACAGAUGCCUCCAAACUCUAGAAGCCCAUCUGCAUCUCCCCCCAUGAGCACAAUAUCAGAGUUAGAGAAUGAAGACAUUACUCCUUUCGAGGAGGAAGAGGACAGAAGCAUUGCAUCUGCAGAGGAGAUGGAUGAGUACUCGGUUCCCACGAGUGUAGAUCCGACAUCUCGACUUGGCGUUGAAACCAUUUCACUGACAACUGCCCAGCAGGAUUUCUCAGGCAUGCUUUCAACAGCGUUACCAAAGGCCAACAAAGAGAUUCAUCCAACAGAGAUCAGCUUUACUUUGGACACAGACGGGCUGGAUGUCUUCCACUUACCUGAAUCACACUUCAGCAAUGUUCUAAGAGAGAAUUAUACAUUGGAAGUAAGUUCUACAGAAGAAUUUUUAGUCACCUCCAUGCCACGACCCCAAGACUACCCACUUUCAAUUACAGUUACACAACCAAAUGAAAGCUUUAAAGAAGAAGAAUCCAUUCACAACCAAGUGUCUUUUCCUUCAACACCAGAGACACUUACAGAAUCCAUAAAAUCUGUUGGGAGACAAACCGAGUCUUUAGCCACAAGUUCACCAUCGCCUACUCUUACUACUCAAACCAAUGAGAUUUACUUCUUACAACCAAACUCUGUUUCUAAGCAAGACCAGAGGGAAAGGUUAGUCCAUGGACUCGAUGAACCUUUGAUUCCUCCUACAUCUCUGAAUACUUCGCCCACAAUUACAUUACCAGCAACUACAGCCAUAAUUCCCAUUACAACCCAACUCAUUGGAACAACAACAGCACCUACUACACUGUCGACAGCUGCUACUACUACUGGGCUUUCUUCGACUACUUCAGCUACUACGAUGACGACUACUACUACUACUACUACUACACCUGCUAUAAAGUCAACACUUAGUUAUCUCUUACCAGACAAUAGAAUCCCAUUUCACUCAAGAAAUCCUGGAACGAACUACAUUGAUUCCAGGCACAGGGGAAGAUUUCCCAGCACUAACCACAGGUAUCCGUACUAUAACAGUAGAAAUCCUUCUGUGAAUAUUAGACCUAAUAUUAUCAGAAAACCUUCCGUCACCACCUCACCUGUGGAUUUUAACUCUCUCACCAACGUCAAAUCAACUACUACACCUAAGAUAUUGACAGCAACUGCUCGAUCUGCUACCUCGAGUCCCACAACUGCGUCAAGCACCACACAGCCAAACAACCAAAUUCAGAUCGAUGAACCAGUGAACAGACAGUCAGGUGCAGUUCUGUUUCCUCAAGGACCGCAAAUGAGGCCCAGGAUCACUGCUGCCAAACUCCACACAGUCACUGUGAAUGCUGGGACAGAUGUGCAGUUACCAUGUGAUUCUGUGGGGGAGCCGAAACCCCUCCUGACCUGGACCAAAGUCUCCACAGGAGCCGUCAUAUCAACAAAUACCAAAAUCCAGCGAUUUGAGGUCAAGUCCAAUGGAACGUUUGUCAUCCACAGCGUCCAGCUUCAGGACCGCGGGCAGUAUCUGUGCAGCGCUCGCAAUCCACACGGCAUUGACAAGAUGAUGGUGACCCUAGUGGUGUUGGCCCACGUGCCCAGAAUGAUGCCUCCACGUCAUAAAGAUAUAACAGUCUAUCUCGGAAACAGUGCUUUCUUGGAAUGCCAAGCACAAGGCCUCCCCAUCCCAAACAUCAGCUGGGUGCUUCCGGAUCGAUCGGUGGUGCGAGCCAUUAAUAACAGCGAACAGAAGGUCAUGCUCUUCACCAAUGGAACGCUUCAAGUCAAAAACACCAAUUACCUGGACAAGGGCGUCUACAAAUGCAUCGCGAGCAACACCGCUGGAGCCGACAUGCUUUCCGUGAGGCUACAAAUCGCAGCCUUGCCUCCCACAAUCCAAGAGCAGCUCUGGGAGAACUACACCGUCUCUGAUGGCCAAUCAGCGUUCAUGCUCUGCACCGCUAAAGCCACGCCUGAUCCGACCAUCCGCUGGGUCACGUUUACCGGCAUGCAGCUUCGCCCCUCGCAGUUCAUCAAUGGCAAUUUGUUCGUUUUCCCCAACGGGACGCUGUUUAUCCGCAACCCUGCAGAGAAGGAUUCUGGGAAUUAUGAAUGCGUGGCUGUGAAUUCGGUGGGUGUUGCUAAAAGGACUGUGAAUCUGCAGGUGAAGAAAAGCUCCACUACCACCAGAAUCAUGUCCACUUCUACACACAGUACUGAUGUCCGCUACGGAGGUCAGCUGAGUCUCAACUGUUCGGCCACUGGAAGCCCCAAUCCCAGGAUCACCUGGAGGACGCCGUCUAAAAAACUGGUUGAUGCAUAUUACAGCUUUGAUCGCAGAAUGCAAGUGUUCGGCAACGGCACGCUCACCAUCACGUCAGUGACCGAGAAGGAUGAGGGCAACUAUCUCUGUGUGGCCAGAAACAAAAGGGGUGAUGACUACGUCCUCCUUAAAGUCAAUGUGAUGAUGAAAGCGGCUAAAAUCGACCACAAGUCACUGAGCGAUCACGAGGUGUCGUUCGGAGGAGAGCUGAAAGUCGACUGCGUCGCUUCUGGUCUUCCUAAUCCAGAAAUCACGUGGAGUCUCCCAGAUGGUACCAAGGUCAACAGCAUCCCUCAAUCUGACGAUAACGGGGUUCGCGCCAAGAGAUACGUGAUGUUCGAUAACGGCACACUAUAUUUAAACGAAGUUGGAAUGAAGGAGGAAGGCGACUACACGUGCUACGCCGAGAAUCGGAUUGGGAAAGAUGAAAUGAAGGUUCAUAUCAAGGUGGUGGCGGAUGCACCGAUCAUCCAAAACAAUGUUUACAGCAUCGUCAAAGUUCCUUACGGAGAAACCGCCGUCCUUAACUGCAGCGCCAAAGGAGAGCCAACUCCCAUAAUCACAUGGACGUCUCCGGCUCAUCGCGCCAUAGUGCCAGUUUCCCACAAAUACCAGAUCGCCAACGAUGGAACUUUGCGCAUUCAAAAAAUCCAGAGGUUUGACAGCGGGAAUUAUACGUGCUCAGCUAGGAACGUUGCGGGAAUUGACAAGAAAGUCGUUCACGUUGAAGUCCUUGUGUCAACGCCGGUUAUAAACGGAUUUGAGAGUCUUGGGGUCGUUCGUAAAACUGUCGUAAAGGAUCAGCGCGUGCUUUUAGACUGCAAACCAAACGGAAACCCAAUUCCGAGGAUCAUAUGGGUGUUUCCCAACAACAUUGUGCUUCCAGCGCCGUACUACGGCUUGAGGAUUACGGUCCAUCGCAACGGCACGCUGGACAUCCACGCGGUGCGGAAAAGCGAUUCUGUCGCGCUUCUUUGCAUCGCACGUAAUGAAGGAGGAGAAGCCAAACUCCAGGUUCAACUCGAGGUGACCGAAGGAGUUGAAAAGCCACGAUUGCGAAAUCCACCUACAGAGUCCGUCCAACUCUCCGACGGGAUAAUAAAUCUAAAUUGUUCCGUAGAAGGAAAACCGUCACCGGAGAUCACUUGGAUUCUCCCGAAUGGGACGUCGCUUCUUAGGGGAACUAGUAUUUUCCGUUUCCAUCAUCGAUUUGAUGGGACUUUGGUUAUUCGAGACCCGUCGGUUUCGGAGAUCGGAUGGUAUCGAUGCGUCGGGCGCAACAGCGCCGGAUACGUCGAGCGAACCGUGACAUUAGAGUCCAACAGAAAACCGGAAAUCACUAACAAGUACAGCUCGCUCGUCAGCAUCAUAAACGGCGAGAAUCUGCAUCUCAACUGUUUGUCCGGUGGUCAACCGUUACCCAAACUUACCUGGACUCUACCGAACGGAGUCGUCCUAACCCGGCCGCAAACAACCGGACGAUAUUCGGUCCUAAACAAUGGCACUCUUGCCGUCCAAAGGACGUCUGUGUACGAUAGAGGGAUGUACCUCUGCCAAACGACUAAUGAGCAUGGAUCGUCCAGCCUGUCGGUUUCGGUGAUCGUAAUCGCGUAUCCGCCGCGGAUAACCAAAGGACCCUCGCCGGUGACUUACGCUAGUCCAGGUGUGGCCGUUCAGUUAAACUGCAUUCCUCUCGCUACGCCUAAAGCCGAGGUGGUUUGGGAAAUGCCUGACGGUCUUCAGCUGAAGGUUGGCAUCCAGCCGCGACUUUAUGGAAACAAGUAUCUCCAUCCGCAAGGUUCACUGGUCAUUCAGAACCCUUCCAGCAGAGACAAUGGCGUUUAUAAGUGCACCGCCAAAAACGUGAUCGGUAGCGACAGCAGAUCAACUUACGUCUAUGUGUUUUGAUGCAAACUAACUUUACA